CAAGAUGUCAGCUUGGCUCUCUGUCUACACAGGUGUGGGCCGGGCACUAAGCCCUGGACUCAGACCACACUGAGAUCUGCCCUUUCACUGCCAGCCACCGUCGAGGACACCAUGAGCCAACUGGGGUCUGGGAGCUGUUGCCCGGGGUGCUGCCAAUGGCAGCCUGGGCCGGUCUGACGGUGUGACCAAGAUGAGUGCCAAGGACCUGUUUGAACAGAGGAAGAAGUACUCCAACUCCAAUGUCAUCAUGCACGAGACCUCCCAGUACCACGUCCAGCACUUGGCCACAUUCAUCAUGGACAAGACAGAGGCCAUCGUGUCUGUGGAAGACGCCGUCCGGAAGCUGGUGCAGCUGAGCUCCAAGGAGAAGAUCUGGACACAGGAGAUGCUGCUGCAGGUCAACGGCCAGUCGCUGCGGCUGCUGGACAUAGAGUCCCAGGAGGAGCUGGAGAACUUCCCGCUGCCGACGGUGCGGCACACCCAGACGGUGCUGAACCAGCUGCGCUACCCGUCCGUGCUGUUGCUCGUGUGCCAGGACUCGGAGCAGAGCAAGCCCGACGUGCACUUCUUCCACUGCGACGAGGUGGAGGCCGAGCUGGUCCACGAGGACAUCGAGAGCGCGCUGGCCGACUGCCGGCUGGGGAAGAAGAUGCGGCCGCAGACCCUCAAGGGCCACCAGGAGAAGCUCCGGCAGCGGCAGUCAGUCCUGCCUCCCCCUCAGGGCCCGGCCCCCAUCCCCUUCCAGCGCUACGGCGAGGACUCCCCUUCUACCAAGAACCGAGUGGGCCUGCCAGUGCCACUCAGCGAACCAGGCUUCCGCCGCCGGGAGUCGCUGGAGGAGGAACCACGGGCCCUGCUGGCUCAGAGGAUAGAGAAGGAGACGCAAAUCCUCAACUGUGGCCUGGACGACAUUGAGUGGUUCGUGGCCCGGCUGCAGAAGGCCGCUGAGGCUUUCAAGCAGCUGAACCAGCGGAAGAAGGGCAAGAAGAAGGGGAAGAAGGGGCCAGCAGAGGGCGUCCUCACACUGCGGGCACGGCCCCCCUCUGAGGCCGAGUUUGUUGACUGCUUCCAGAAAGUCAAGCUGGCCAUCAACCUGCUCGCCAAGCUGCAGAAGCACAUCCAGAACCCCAGUGCGGCAGAGCUGGUGCACUUCCUCUUCGGGCCUCUGGACCUGAUCGUCAGCACCUGUGGUGGCCCGGACAUCGCUCGCUCCGUCUCCAGCCCUCUGCUCUCCCGUGACGCUGUGGGCUUCCUGCGCGGCCACCUAGUCCCCAAGGAGAUGGCGCUGUGGGAGUCCCUGGGGGAGACCUGGACACGACCCCGCUCCGAGUGGCCACGGGAGCCGCAGGUGCUCCCCUACGUGCCCAAGUUCCACAGCGGCUGGGAGCCGCCCCUGGACGUGCUGCAGGAGGCUCCCUGGGAGGUGGAGGGGCUGGCGUCCGCCCCCAGUGAGGAGCCAACUCCAGUGAGCCGGCUGUCCUUUCGAAACUCCCUGAAGCACGGCCUCAUAUCUGAGCCCACAGCCCCAGGAGACGUCCUCUCCCAGGUCAGCUCCCCGCAUGCUCACAGGGGCUACGAACCCACGCCGGCCAUGGCCAAGUAUGUCAAGGUCCUGUAUGACUUCACAGCCCGCAACGCCAACGAGCUGUCAGUGCUGAAGGACGAAGUCCUGGAGGUGCUGGAAGACAGCCACCAGUGGUGGAAGCUUCGAAAUCGCAGUGGCCAGGCAGGCUAUGUGCCCGGCAACAUCCUGGCUGAGGUCCGGCCGGAGGAUGCCCCCCUCGAGCAGGCCAGUCUGAAAUACUGGGGUCCCUCCAGCCCAACCCACAAGCUGCCCCCAAGCUUCGCUGGGAACAAAGACGAGCUGAUCCACCACAUGGACGAGGUCAACGACGAGCUGGUCAAGAAGAUCAGCCACAUAAAGGCGCAGGCGCAGCCGCAGCGGCACUUCCGCGUGGAGCGCAGCCAGCCAGUGCACCUGCCGCUCACCUACGAGUCCGGCCCCGGCGAGGUCCGCGCCUGGCUGGAAGCCAAGGCCUUCAGUGCGCGGGUCGUGGAGAACCUGGGCAUCCUGACAGGGCCCCAGCUCUUCUCGCUCAACAAAGACGAGCUGCGGAAGGUGUGCGGGGACGAGGGCGUCCGCGUGUACAGCCAGCUCUCCUGUGCAGAAGGCCAUCCUGGAGAAGCAGCAAGGCGGGUCUGAGCUGGAGGAGCUCGUGAGCAAGUUCCACUCCAAGAGCCAGAGGCGGGCGGAAGAAGACAGCUAGGCUGCCGCGGGGCCGCCCCGCCUGCGGAGGCGUUGCUUCAGCGCCUGCCGUGUUCUGGGACCGUGGACACACGUGGAGAGUGGUGCAGGCUGGGGGCGGCUCUCCCAUCUCCUGGCAGGUGGGGCCUGUCCUCAGGCUCAGCGACGCCCCAGCCCACCCUCCCUACCCCACCCUGAGGCCCACCUCAGCCAAACGUGCCACCAGGAGGUGCUGGGCCCUCUUCCAUCUGCCCCCUGAGGCCAGAGCUGUGGCCAUUCCAGACCUGGCCCAGGCCUUCCCCACACCUCUCCCCGAGGCCGCAGGACCUGCCAGGAGGGGCAGGGACUUUUCCUCCAGCUGCCUCCAUCCACACGGGGGUUCCUCCUGGCACUUACCGUCCCACCCAUGACGGCCGCUCACUUCUGCAGCCACCUGCACCCAACUGCACCCCUACCCCUCCGGACGGACGCCCACUGCCCUUCUGGUCAGCCGCCUAGCCACCCUUGGCUCUGAGCUGGCCAGGCUGGUGACUCCUGCCCUCAGACGUUGCCCACAGCACCCCCCAGUGCACUACUCCCCAGGGUGGCCCUGGGGUGCUCCAGGCCCCCCUGGGGUGGGUGCACGCUGUGCUCCCCUUACCGUUUCGAGAGGAUGGACUGAACACCUCUCACCCAAGUGCUGGUCUUAGGCACCCCUCACCCCCACCCCACCACUGCCCCCACCGCCUCAUCAGAGUCCAGGAACUUUCUCUGACCAAGCCUCAGACCCGCCUCACCUGACACGCUGUGCGGGAGGCAGGGUGGGAGUGAGUCUUGAAGCCAUGGAUUCUGCGGGUCACACUCGAGAGGUGAGAGGUGGCCGAGGCUCAGAGUCCAUGUCAUUAAACCAUCUGAGUCUCCA
This is a messenger RNA of Vicugna pacos (alpaca), 3146 nucleotides long. The record is from RefSeq and is a predicted model, not a curated record. Lineage: Eukaryota; Metazoa; Chordata; Mammalia; Artiodactyla; Camelidae.